Molecule: messenger RNA, 1949 nt
Organism: Harmonia axyridis
Lineage: Eukaryota; Metazoa; Arthropoda; Insecta; Coleoptera; Coccinellidae
Product: UBX domain-containing protein 4
Exons: 7
Coding region: 121-1812 (563 amino acids)
Molecular function (GO): protein binding
Source: RefSeq, a predicted model, not a curated record
UAUCUGUCAAAGGUUGAAAAAAUUUUCGUAAUAUCAUCAUCAAGUUCGCGUCACUUAUACAUUAUUAAUCUUCAUUUCCAUUUAAAAAUUGAAAACAAAGGAAAUUUUGAAAAUUGAACGAUGGCUAGUCUUUGGUAUGAGGGUGAAAUAAUAAAAGCUAUUGAUAAAACGAAGAGACAAAAGGCUGUUUUUAUUGUUUAUGUAGCAGGUACAAAUGAGUUAUCGGCUCAUUAUGAACAGAUAUUUAAUAAUGAAGAGGUAUUAAAAAUAUUGAAGACAGAUCAGUUUGUUGCCAUCAAAGUGGAGGAAAAUUCUGUUACCCAUAAACAGUUUAGUGCUUUAUAUCCACAGGAAUCCAUUCCUUCUGUUUUCUUUAUUACUAAAGAUGGGAAAACCAUAACAAGUAUUUCAAAAAAUAUAGAUGUAGAGGAAUUCAUUAGGACCAUAAGUGAUGUAGUUGAAAAGAAUGUGUUGAUUACAAAAGCACUUGCUGCAAAAAUUCUUCUUGAUAAAGAAAAGAAAACUGAGGAAAGUAAUAAGAACUCUAAUUCCCCAACUACAAGUACUGCAAAUGUAAAUGCAGAACCUAAACCUUCUUCUGCAACUGUGAAAGCAGAUUCUGAACCUCCUAUUGCAUCUGUUAAGGUAGAUUCUGAACCUUCUAUUGCUAAUAUGAAGGCGGACUCUGAACCUUCUAUUGCAACUGUGAAGGCAGAUCCUGAACCUUCUAUUGCAACUGUGAAGGCGGAUUCUGAACCUUCUAUUGCAAGUGGGAAGGCAGAUCCUGAACCUUCUAUCGUAACUGCUAAGACAGAUUCUGAACCUUAUGUUGCAACUGUGAAGGUAGAUACUAAAUCUUCUUCUGCAACUGUGGAAGCAAAUUCUGAACCUUCUUCGUCAUCUAAGGAGCUAAGUCCCGAAGAAAAGGUUCAACACGCCAAAGAACUGAUAGAACAGAGGAAGGAGUUGAAGAGAAAGGAAGAGGAAGAGGCUGUAAGACUGAAGGAGUUAGAACGCCGCAAGACUGGACAAAAUGUGCAACAGAUGAAGAGAUGGCAACAGGACGAAGAACUCAAGCAGUUGAAGGAAGAGAGAGACAGGGAAAAGAGGGAAAACCAAGCUGCAAGAGAUCGAGUAUUGGCCCAGAUAGCUCAGGAUAAGGCUGAAAGAGCUGCGAGAUUCUCUAAGCAGGGGUCGGCUAGUGCACCAUCCAUACCACAAGCGACUGCUCAAGCAAGUCGUGUGACACCUAGGGGCAACUCGACAAGACUGCAGUUUAGGCUACCAGAAGGAAAUCUACACACACAUGAAUUUGAGAUAUCAGAUUCCCUACAAAGGGUGCAUCAGUACAUCCAGAACGAGAUGACCCUGCCCUUCACAAAUUACACCAUUUCCACCACUUUCCCUCGCAGGGAGUUCAACGAAAGCGACAACAGCCAGACGCUGAUGGAUUUGGGACUUGUACCCAACGCCGUUAUACUGAUCUUGCCCCAAGGCCAGGGCGGUGCGUCCACCAGCACAAGCGGCUUACUGAGCAGUAUGUUCUGGUGGAUAUUGAGUCCGUUACUCAGCAUCUACGACUUCAUGGUUGGUUUCAUAUUUGGAGCACCGUCUAUUAGAAGGGACGAACCUGCCACUAGCGUCAAGAGGUCGGCUUCAGAGGCGGAGGUUUCGAACAGGAAUCAACCUAAGAGGCAAGCAAACAAUUCCACAGAAAUCAAGAAGCAGGGUAAUAUCCAUCGUUUGAAGGAAAGACCAGAUACUGACGACGAGAAUAAUACGUGGAAUGGCAAUUCUACACAACAAAUGUAACGGAAAUAUUAAUGUAUUUUAAAAAAAAAGAAUGACUGGAUUGGCAGAGGGUAUAUAAAAAUAGUCCUGAGAAAAUUCAAUUUUAUAUAAUAUGGUAUACUAUAUAAGUUGAAUAUUAAAUUACGUGUUUUUACCUA